Messenger RNA from Helianthus annuus (common sunflower), 1693 nucleotides. RefSeq names its product cysteine-rich receptor-like protein kinase 8. Gene Ontology annotation, biological process: protein phosphorylation. Gene Ontology annotation, molecular function: ATP binding; protein kinase activity. Bases 488 to 1678 code for a protein of 396 amino acids. The record is from RefSeq and is a predicted model, not a curated record. The transcript has 6 exons. Lineage: Eukaryota; Viridiplantae; Streptophyta; Magnoliopsida; Asterales; Asteraceae.
ACACGACAAAAAAUGUUCAUACUCUUCACAAAACAUCUCUUCUCCUUCUCUCUUAUUAUCAUAUGCUUAAUCAACACCACCACCUUAGCUCAACCACCACCUUUCUUCCACCACAUAUGUGUGAACAAAGCUAACUACACCAUAAACAGUACUUACCAAAGAAACCUCGGCACCGCCCUUUUGGCCCUCCCCACCACCAACUCCGGCUUCGGCUACUACAACUUCACUACUGGCCAAGUCAGCGACAGAGUCAUCUCGUUCGUUCUUUGUCGUGGUGAUAUCGAACCCGAUGUAUGCACAAAGUGUUUGAGUGACUCCAUUAUUAAGUUAAGAGAACUCUGCCCCAACCAAACAGAAGCUAUAGGAUAUUACUGAGUCAUGCUUUUUGAAAUACUCCAACGAGACUGGAAAUACAAAUACUGUGAUUUUGGCGAGCCCCGUAAGUGUGGGUAAUGUUGAUCAGUUCAAUAGGGCUGUUAGAGAGUUGAUGGAUCGGUUGAGAGGUGAGGCGGCUGCUGGCGGCCCGUUACUGAAGUUUGCGACCGGGAACAUAACCGGGCCAGAUUUCCUAACGAUCCAUGGUCUUGUGCAGUGUACUCCAAACUUGUCGGAGCAAGUGUGUAGUGAUUGUUUGGAGGCUGCAGUAAAUCAGAUCCCAAAUUCUAGUAUUAAUGGGACAAAUGGCGGGAGAAUUCUUCAAUCGACGUGUAAUUUUAGGUUUGAGGUAUAUGAUUUUUUCAAUCAGACUACUCCGGGAAUUCCACAACCAUCAUCACCAGGUAAAGAGGAACACACAACUCUUAUUGUGAUAAUAGUAAUUGUUUUUGUGACAAUUGCGGCCAUCAUAAUUGCUUCAUUGUGUUUCUUUAUGAGGACCAUGAAGAAGAAAACACAAAUUUCGUCACCUCAUGAAAGUACUCAGACUGAAACUAUGGACAUUGGCAUUGCUGAACCAUUACAAUACAGCUUUAGUGCAAUCAAAGCAGCAACUAAUGACUUUUCCGAAGACAAUAAGCUUGGACGAGGUGGAUUCGGUGCAGUUUACAAGGGUACCCUUAUAGACGGGAAUGAAAUAGCAGUUAAGAGACUAGCAAGGAAUUCACAACAAGGUGAUGUUGAAUUCAAGAAUGAGGUUUUCCUAGUUUUGAAGCUUCAACAUCGUAAUUUGGUUAGGCUCCUUGGUUACAGCAUAGAAGGAAAGGAAAGACUUCUUAUUUAUGAGUUCUUGCCAAAUGGAAGCCUUAAUCAGUUUAUAUUUGACCAAACUAAACGUAUACUUCUUGAUUGGGAAAUGCGGUACAAUAUAAUAUUGGGCAUAGCGAAGGGAUUGUUAUACCUUCAUGAAGAUUCUCGUCUAACAAUAAUUCAUCGUGAUAUGAAGGCAAGUAAUGUUCUUCUAGAUGCAGAAAUGAACCCUAAAAUUGCUGACUUUGGUUUGGCAAGAUUAUUUAAACCUGAGGAAACCCAAGGAGACACGAGUCGGAUUGUUGGAACAUAUGGUUAUAUGGCACCUGAAUAUGUCCGACAUGGCCAUUUCUCAAACAAGUCAGAUGUCUUUAGCUUCGGAGUGUUGGUACUAGAGAUAGUAACGGGUCAAGAAAACAAAUGUUUUCAGCAUGGAGAGAGUUUAGAAAAUCUUCUUAGCUUUGUAAGUAUCAUAUCAUUUCACCAAACCUGAAUUGAAAUAACAUAU